AUGGCUCCACUCCUGAACAGCAUACUCACCGUGAUCAAGGUGUUCCAGAAAUAUGCUAAAGAGGACGGGGACUGUGCUCUGCUGUGCAAGAAGGAAUUGAAGCAGCUGCUCUUGGCUGAGUUUGGAAACAUCCUCCGGAGACCAAAUGACCCAGAGACUGUGGAAACCAUCCUGAACCUCUUGGAUAAAGACAGAAAUGGACAUGUUGAUUUUCGUGAAUAUCUCUUGCUGGUGUUCCAGUUGGUCCAAGCUUGCUAUAAUAAGGAAGAAAAUAAGGCAUGUGGAGAUAGAACCUCCCAGCAAGAAGGGGAGCAGGAGGGAACACAAGACCAUAGCUUUCCAGGAAAUACAGGCAGACAACAUAGGCAGAGGCAUGAGGAAGAAAGGCAGGACUCCCACCACCGUCAGUCUGAGAGACAAGAUAGGGACUCCCACUAUGGUCAGUCUGAGAAACAGAGUCAGGACUCCCACCAUGGUCAGUCUGAGAGGCAGGGUCAGGACUCCCACCAUGGCCAGUCUGAGAGGCAGGGUCAGGACUCCCACCAUGGUCAGUCUGAGAGACAGGGUCAGGACUCCCACCAUGGCCAGUCUGAGAGACAGGGUCAGGUCUCCCACCAUGGCCAGUCUGAGAGACAGGGUCAGGACUCCCACAAUGGCCAGUCUGAGAGACAGGGUCAGGACUCCCACCAUGGUCAGUCUGAGAGACAGGGUCAGGACUCCCACCAUGGCCAGUCUGAGAGACAGGGUCAGGACUCCCACCAUGGCCAGUCUGAGAGACGGGGUCAGGACUCCCACCAUGGCCAGUCUGAGAGACGGGGUCAGGACUCCCACCAUGGUCAGUCUGAGAGACGGGGUCAGGACUCCCACCAUGGUCAGUCUGAGAGACGGGGUCAGGACUCCCACCAUGGUCAGUCUGAGAGACAGGGUCAGGACUCCCACCAUGGUCAGUCUGAGAGGCGGGGCCAGCAUUCCCACUAUGGACAGGCAGACAGACAAGGCCAGAGUUCCCACUAUGGACAGGCAGACAGACAAGGCCAGAGUUCCCACUAUGGUCAGGCAGACAGACAAGGCCAGAGUUCUCACUAUGGUCAGGCAGACAGACAAGGCCAGAGUUCCCACUAUGGUCAGGCAGGCAAACAAGGCCAGAGUUCUCACUAUGGUCAGGCAGACAGACAAGGCCAGAGUUCCCACUAUGGUCAGGCAGGCAAACAAGGCCAGAGUUCUCACUAUGGACAGACAGACAGACAAGGCCAGAGUUCCCACUAUGGACAGGCAGACAGACAAGGCCAGAGUUCCCACUAUGGACAGGCAGACAGACAAGGCCAGAGUUCCCACUAUGGACAGGCAGACAGACAAGGCCAGAGUUCCCACUAUGAUCAGGCAGGCAGACAAGGCCAGAGUUCCCACUAUGGACAGACAGACAGACAAGGCCAGAGUUCCCACUAUGGUCAGGCAGACAGACAAGGCCAGAGUUCCCACUAUGGUCAGGCAGACAGACAAGGCCAGAGUUCCCACUAUGGUCAAGCAGACAGGCAAGGCCAGAGUUCUCACUAUGGUCAGGCAGACAGACAAGGCCAGAGUUCUCACUAUGGACAGACAGACAGACAAGACCAGAGUUCCCACUAUGGUCAGGCAGACAGACAAGGCCAGAGUUCCCACUAUGGUCAGGCAGACAGGCAAGGCCAGGGUUCCCACUAUGGUCAGGCAGACAGACAAGGCCAGAGUUCCCACUAUGGACAGGCAGACAGGCAAGGCUUGAGUUCUCAAUGCAGUCAGUCAGAACCUGGGGAAACUGGGCAAAAUAGGUGCUUCCAAGGGAAUGAGCGAACAAGCAGAGGCUCAUAUGUUGAGCAAUCAGGAAGUUCAGGAAGACCCAGUCAACAGACUCAAGGACAAAAAGUGAACCAAAAUCAGGGACAGAGAUUUCAGCCUAGGCUAGAGGAGCGGAACAGUCACCAGGCAUGGGAGCCUGAGGAGGAUUGCCAACACCACCAACACAAACUCGUAGCACAAAUUCAGCAAGAAAGGCCACACUCUCACAAAGGGAGUGAUAGGCAGGGUCACAGAGAGGCCCAGACCAAGGAGAGUCAUGGUGAGAGACAGAGCCACCAGGUAGAGGAAGAGAAGGGUCACCAAAUCAGGGGUAGACAUGGUCAUGAGGGUCAGGAAACUCCAUGUGAGACACGGGACAGGCAAACCCACGAAGAGGAACAAAGCCAUCAGACACGGGGCAGGAAAACCCAUGAAGAUGAGCAGAACCACCAGAGACAAGACAGGCAACCUCAUGAAGAAGAUCAAAACUGUCAGCAAACCCAUGAGAAGAAAGAGAAAUAUCAAGGGUCCCAGGAUCGACAAUCCCAUGGAACCCAACGAGGCAGUGCUAACAGAGAAAAAUUCCACAUGAAUGAGGAUGACCAGAGCCAAGGCUCCCAGGGAAGACACAGUGACCUGGCCUUCCAUCCAACCCAGAGCAGGGGGAGGCCCCAAAGAAGAGAAGAGGGUGGAAGUCACCCUACCAAGGCAGCGAUUGCUCCCAACCCUCUCUAUGACUAUCUACAAGAGCAGAGAGAGCAUUGGCACUAG
This is a messenger RNA of Myotis lucifugus (little brown bat), 2583 nucleotides long. RefSeq names its product repetin (gene RPTN). The coding region runs from base 1 to 2583 and encodes 860 amino acids. Gene Ontology annotation, cellular component: cornified envelope. The record is from RefSeq and is a predicted model, not a curated record. Gene Ontology annotation, molecular function: calcium ion binding; transition metal ion binding. The transcript has 3 exons. NCBI's taxonomy places the organism in Eukaryota, Metazoa, Chordata, Mammalia, Chiroptera, Vespertilionidae.